Messenger RNA from Penicillium angulare, 1545 nucleotides. RefSeq names its product C2H2-type zinc finger protein. Gene Ontology annotation, biological process: regulation of transcription by RNA polymerase II. The transcript has 2 exons. The record is from RefSeq and is a predicted model, not a curated record. Gene Ontology annotation, molecular function: DNA-binding transcription factor activity, RNA polymerase II-specific; RNA polymerase II cis-regulatory region sequence-specific DNA binding. The coding region runs from base 1 to 1545 and encodes 514 amino acids. Gene Ontology annotation, cellular component: chromatin. NCBI's taxonomy places the organism in Eukaryota, Fungi, Ascomycota, Eurotiomycetes, Eurotiales, Aspergillaceae.
AUGGAUCCCCGAUCGCACCCUUCGCGGCCUCCAUCAACCACCAUGCCUCAGGGUUCCACGCCGCUCUCCUCCACUCCAAUCUCGAGCAUGCCUAUGCCUCAAUACCAGAUGCCGCAGUAUCCGGUGACUCAGGCGCAUACGCUGCCUCCGCUCCAGCCUCACCACACGCAGUCGCCCGCACCGCAUCCCUACAUGGGUCAACCUUACCGGCCUGAUCUUUCCCGGUAUCCCGCGUCUACUCACGACGUGUAUGGGGCUUCCACUGCUCCCAUAAUGCCGCAUUCGACUGUCGGUAGCCAACCACCGUCAUAUUUGUCGCAUCCUAAUCAUUCACAGGGCCAUCACUCUCAGUCUUACCCGCCUCCUCCUCAGAGCGUGUUGCCUCCCGCAUCCUCCGCUCAGAGCUACCCGCAGCCUAUCGCUCCCGCGCCUCCCCGUGACCGUCGCGACUUCAACGGCCUUCCUUCCGGUGCAUUCAGUUACUCCGAUGGCAAGUCCUGGGGAAUGGGACCCGAAGUGAAUGGCGGGAAUGGUUCGCCAUACGGAGCUAAGGAGCCACCUCGCACGCAGGUCGUGGGCUCCCAGGGCCGUCGUGGUAUCUUACCGAGUGUCCCGGGCCGCGCGACUCCGGUUAGCAAUGGAGUCAAUGGCACACCAAAGAGCACCACUAUCCCCGCGAAGGAUGCCGAUGGCAAAUUCCCUUGCCCUCACUGCAACAAGACCUACCUCCACGCCAAGCAUCUUAAGCGCCAUCUUCUGCGACACACCGGUGAUCGUCCUUACAUGUGUGUGCUUUGCAAGGAUACGUUCUCUCGCAGCGAUAUCUUGAAGCGUCACUUCCAAAAGUGCUCAAUCCGUCGGGGUAACCCCACUGGUGCGACCCACUUGUCGCACCCUCAGGCCCAUCUGAAACGGUCACAACAGGCGGCCGCUGCAGCUGCAGCUGCUAACCCGGCUAAGCCUUUGGAUGAAGUCAGUAAUCCCGUCCCAACCUCCAAUGGUGUUAUGGGUGCGCAAUUCAGCGAUGGGCAUGUGAAUGGUAACGGGAUGGCCGUUGGUCGUCCCGGAUACCAAGAUCAGCAGCAUCUGGGGUUCAGUAUGUCACCAGCCAACGGCAUGAGCCGUGGCCCUAGUGACAACGCGUAUGCCGAUCAGGCAUCCGCGCGAGCCUCUUGGAUGAAUGCGCCUAAGCAGAAUCCGUACCUCAUGCAACAUGGUUCUGAUGCCCAUGGCCAGCCACUGAGCGUUGAUCGUACUAUUGAACAGGUAAAGCCCCAUCUCCUCCCCGAUCACAAACACCCGGGUAUGCCCGGUCCCCAUUCGACCCAGCCGGGUGUUGACUGGUCUUCGAUGUUUCAGCACGGACCCUCAGACGGUUACAUGAACCCCGUUUUCCCUCACUCCAUGGCUGCCGGCCAGGAGCCGAUCCACGCUCCCGUUGACUCCGACCGCAAAUUUUACCCCGCUACGACCGCCGGCGGACCCGAAAGUGGCAUGAACGGAUUGUACCUGGCUUCGACCACAAUGGGUGGUGAUGGUAAGUGA